AUGGCUGUCUGCCUGAACGCAAAAGAAAAAAAGUAUAUUACUGCUAUAGGAAAAGUUACAUGGAGUCCAACCGAUCCGCUAAAUACCGGAAAUCCAAUCAACGUCACUAUUAUCCAAACGUAUGCAUGGACUGAUCCUUUAGUCCAAUGUACAGAUGCAAUGAUAGCAAGUAAAUCUCCAAUUGGACCUGUAGGCGGUUUCUAUCCUGGUCUCGCAGCAGCUGGCAGCUUAGUCUGCAUUAACAAUUGUGGAUCAACGACUGGUCAAUCGAAGGGAUAUGAUAAUUCGGCUGGGAUACCAAUUAUGCCAGACUGUACUGAUUCAAAUCCAGAACUUGGCAAUGUAAUUGGUCAGCGACAAGAUGUUGUAACAUUAUAUAUGAAUGACGUUUUCACGGUAGCUUAUCAGGGAAGCGCCUGGAUAACAUUAGGCACUGGAUCAGGUGCAAGCUGGUCGAUAGCGUCGAAGAUUAAUUUACAGCUUCGACCGGAUGGCUACUAUAAUACGGCACCGAUUGGAGCAACUAUUUCACCGAUCAAUGUUGUACAAGGUCAAACCCAAACUAUUGAUGUACCAAUAUCUGAUGCAAAUAAUGAUAUUCUCAAAUGUAGAUGGGCCAGUCAAUCUAAUGGUGAAUGUGGUUCAACAUCUGCAUGCCCUCCUGGCUCACUUCCUUCAGUUACCACCUUGAUAGCUCCAUGCAGUGUUCAAAUUACUACCACAUCGAGUGUUGGAACAUACUUUGCGUUAUCGCUCAUGGUGGAAGACUAUUACGAUAACUCAAGUACAACACCCAUGAGCGCAGUUCCCAUUCAAUUUCUUGUCAAAGUUGUUGAUACCACCGCAUGUGCUCGUCCAGAGGUGAUCGGAGUUCCAGGAAAACUAUCUUGCUUACCGAUACAAGUUGGUACUCCAUUUAUAACGCAAAUAAUUGCGAUAAACUAUUGUCCUACUACAACAAAUAUAACCGAAAUAUCGACUUUAUCAAUUCCUGGAAUGAAUAAAAGCGCUUUGAUUCGAAACGAUUCAUCUACCUAUUAUAGAACGCUUACAUGGAUACCGACAUAUGACCAAGUUGGACCUCAAGUAGUGUGUGCCGUAGCUGUGGACACUCUGUCUGCUCAAUCCGAUCAGUAUUGCUUCCUUUUUUUUGUUUCCUAUGGUGAAUUAUGCGGCUGCCCUGGAAGUGGUAUCACUUGUCCAUCAACCACCUCGACUUCGAGUACAUCCACAACCGAAACAACAUCUACGUAA
Messenger RNA from Didymodactylos carnosus, 1254 nucleotides. The record is from the annotation of a GenBank genome assembly. NCBI's taxonomy places the organism in Eukaryota, Metazoa, Rotifera, Eurotatoria, Philodinida, Philodinidae.